This is a messenger RNA of Gekko japonicus, 2766 nucleotides long. RefSeq names its product zinc finger protein 709-like. Bases 1 to 2688 code for a protein of 895 amino acids. The record is from RefSeq and is a predicted model, not a curated record. The transcript has 8 exons. Lineage: Eukaryota; Metazoa; Chordata; Lepidosauria; Squamata; Gekkonidae.
AUGGAAGCGAAGCUCUCUGAGGCAGAAGGAGCUCCGUCAGAGGAACGUCAGAGGGCGCAGUGUGCCCAGGAGGAUGCCCGAGAUGCCCUGUCAAGUGAAGCAGAUGCGGAGGAGACAGCUGGGGAAUUCCAGGGGUUCUCUUUGGAAAAAGUCAAGAAUGAAGAUGCCGACGGACACUUCGGCGAUGGAGAUGGACCCCAGAGGCUGGAGGGAAGCCAAGCAGGAGCAGAUGUGGAGGAGACAGCUGGGGAAUUCCAGGGGUUCUCUUUGGGAAAAGUCAAGAAUGAAGAUGCCGACGGACACUUCGGCGUUGGAGAUGGACCCCAGAGGCUGGAGGGAAGCCAAGCAGACGAAGUCAAGAAUGAAGACUUGAGAGGAAACUUGAGAAACCAUGUUGGACCUAAGAGGCAGAAAAUAAGCCACAUCGUCCAGAAGAGGGGUAAACCCAUUCCUUGCCAAGGGGGUGAUUUCCAAGAAGGAAUUCACAUGGUGAAGGAAACAUACAAGUCCUUGGCGGGCGGAAUGAACUUCUCAGACCAAUCCCACUAUAAUGUCCAUUUACGGAUGCACAGUGGAAAGAAGACCCAUCACUGGCUGGUCUGUGGAAAGACCAUGAUUCGCAGAGCAGACCUCCUUAGACAUCAAAGAACACAUUUAGGCGAGAAACCUUAUAGCUGCUCAGACUAUGGCAAGAGAUUCUCAAAGAUAUCAGACCUUGUUCAGCAGCAAAGGAUUCAUAUAGGAGGGAAGCGAUUUAUUUGCUCAGGGAGUGGAAUGAUGUUCUCUGUCAAAGGCAAAGACUGUGGGAAGAGAUUCCGUCGCAUUAGCACUCUUCAAGUACAUCUAGGAACCCAAACGGGGGAGAAGCCUUUUGAAUGCUCAGCGUGUGGGAAGAGAUUAAGUUGCAGUAGCACUCUUCAAGUACAUCUAAGAACCCACACAGGGGAGAAGCCUUUUGAAUGCUCAGAGUGUGGAAAGAGAUUCAGUGACAGAAGCACUCUUCAAAGACAUCUAAGAACCCACACAGGGGAGAAGCCUUUUGAAUGCUCAGAGUGUGGGAAGAGAUUCAGUCAGAAUAGCCAUCUUCAAAAACAUCUAGGAACCCACACAGCAAAGAAGCCUUUUGAAUGCUCAGAGUGUGGGAAGAGAUUCAGUCACAGUGGCACUGUUCAAGAGCAUCUAAGAACCCACACAGGGGAGAAGCCUUUUGAAUGCUCAGAGUGUGGGAAGAGAUUCAGUCAGAGUAGCCAUCUUCAAAAACAUCAAAGAACCCACACAGCGAAGAAGCCUUUUGAAUGCUCAGAGUGUGGGAAGAGAUUCAGUCACAGUGGCACUGUUCAAGAGCAUCUAAGAACCCACACAGGGGAGAAGCCUUUUGAAUGCUCAGAGUGUGGGAAGAGAUUCAGUUGCAGUAGCACUGUUCUAGAACAUCUAAGAACCCACACAGGGGAGAAGCCUUUUGAAUGCUCAGAGUGUGGGAAGAGAUUCAGUCAGAGUAGCCAUCUUCAAAAACAUCAAAGAACCCACACAGCGAAGAAGCCUUGUGAAUGCUCAGAGUGUGGGAAGAGAUUCAGUCAAAAUGGCAGUCUUCAAGAACAUCAAAGAACCCACACAGGGGAGAAGCCAUUUGAGUGCUCCAUGUGUGGGAAGAGAUUCUGUCACCGUAGCACUCUUCAAAAUCAUCUAAGAACCCACACAGGGGAGAAGCCUUUUGAAUGCUCAGAAUGUGGGAAGACGUUCAGUCAAAGGGGCCCCCUUCAAACCCAUCUAAGAACCCACACAGGAAUGUGGGGACGAUCUGUGAAGAUGGAAACGAAGAUCACUGAGGCAGAAGGAGCUUCGUCAGAGGAAAAUCAGAGGACGCAGGCCCAGGAGGAUGCCCGAGAUGCCCUGUCAAGUGGUAGUGAAGAGAUGUUGUCAACCUGUCAUCUUUUCAGAGGAGUGGAAACAGCUGCUCCAACUCUGGUCCAGAGGAAUGAGGAGGAUGAGGAACUUCAUCCUCUAUUUCCAGAUGAAGUCGAGAAUGAAGACUUGAGAGGAAACUUGAGAAACCAAGUUGGACCUAAGAGGCAGAAAAGAAGUCACAUCAUCCAGAAGAGGGGUAAACCUAUUCCUUGCCAAGGGGGGAAGAGAUUCAGUUGUAGUAGCCAUCUUCAAACCCAUCUAAGAACCCACACAGCAGAGAAGCCUUUUGAAUGCUCAGAGUAUGGGAAGAGAUUCAGUUGCAGUGCCAGUCUUCAAAGACAUCUAAGAACCCACACAGGGGAGAAGCCUUUUGAAUGUUCGGAGUGUGGGAAGAGAUUCAGUUGCAGUGCCAGUCUUCAAAGACAUCUAAGAACCCACACAGCGGAGAAGCCUUUUGAAUGUUCGGAGUGUGGGAAGAGAUUCAGUUGCAGUGCCAAUCUUCAAACUCAUCUAAGAACCCACACAGGGGAGAAGCCUUUUGAAUGCUCAGAGUGUGGGAAGAGAUUCAGUGACAGUUGGACUCUUCAAACCCAUCUAAGAACCCACACAGGGGAGAAGCCUUUUGAAUGCUCAGAGUGUGGGAAGAGAUUCAGUGAGAGUAGCACUCUUCAAACCCAUCUAAGAACCCACACAGGGGAGAAGCCUUUUGAAUGUUCAGAGUGUGGGAAGAGAUUCAGUCAGACUAGCCAUCUUCAAACCCAUCUAGGAACCCACACAGGAUAGAAGCCUUUUGAGUGGUCAGAGUGUGGGAAGAGAUUUAGCCACAGUGGCUUACUUCAAGAGCAUCAAAGAACCCACACA